Molecule: messenger RNA, 180 nt
Organism: Fusarium redolens
Lineage: Eukaryota; Fungi; Ascomycota; Sordariomycetes; Hypocreales; Nectriaceae
Exons: 1
Source: RefSeq, a predicted model, not a curated record
GGACGAACCGCACUUCAUCAUGGUGUCAUUAGCGGCAAGCUUACGAAAGAAGCCCUGUGUUGUCUUCGUGAUGAAUUUCAAUUGUCCACAGAGCUACUUGACGCGCAGGGAAAGACGCCGUUGGCGUAUGCAGUUGAGAAGGGACAGGAGUAUCACCACCCAGACAUGUUCGAGCCAGAC